This is a messenger RNA of Cuscuta campestris, 903 nucleotides long. The record is from the annotation of a GenBank genome assembly. NCBI's taxonomy places the organism in Eukaryota, Viridiplantae, Streptophyta, Magnoliopsida, Solanales, Convolvulaceae.
GCAUGGAGAUUUAAACCUUCUUAAAUUAAUAAACCCCCUGCACAUUAUGUACUCAAUCCUCGUUAUUGUUUUAAUUAACAUAAAUACAUAUGAUAAAUUCAUAAUACAAUUAUAAUCAGCUUUAAAUCAGAGGAAUUAAAAAGAUAGAGAAAAAAAAAGAUAUAGAGAUGAUGAUGAUGAAGAAAACCUUCUUCUACAACUUCUUCCCGACCAAAAGCGAAGAAGAAGCGUCGCCCAAGGCGGCAGGGCAGGUGUCACGUGUUCUGGUGGAAGCACGUGACGUGCUCCCUCCGCCGGCGGCGGACCCGGCGAACCCGUGGCAGAUAAGGAAGACGCUGACGCAGUACGAGGUGAUCACGGGGAUGCUGGUGGCGCCGUUCGCGGAGACCAUGGAGCACGUUUUCCGGUACUGGGGGCUGUGCACGGCGACCCGGGUGGUGCUGGGGCAGAAGACCGCCGUGGAGGUGUGGGACGUGACGGCGGCGGCGGAGCAGAACUGCCCGCCGAAGAGGUACGCCGGCUGCUGCUUCGAGGUGCUGCCCAGCGACGACUAUGUGCUGGCGUGUAUGGAUCUGUUCAAGGACCGGAACUUGGCGCCGGAGGACGAGGUCGGGCUUUAUUGGGACUUCAAUUGUUCCGUCUUCCGGUUUAAGUUGCUCCGGAAGGCCGCCGCCGUCAAGUAGUCCCCGGCGGACGGCCGUCUUCUUCACAUUAGAUAAGAUUUUUGCAGUUUUUGUUUUUUCUGGUAAUUAAGUACGUAUAUAUUAGAAUUUUUUAAAUCGGCUUUCUCCUUAAAUUUUAUUGGAUAAUUUCUCCAUGGUAAACAUAUUUUGUUGAGAUAGAACAAACAUUGUUGAUCUAGAACCCACAAAGAAGUGGACACUAUAAAACUUAUCCUCCAUU